Molecule: messenger RNA, 3649 nt
Organism: Coffea arabica (coffee)
Lineage: Eukaryota; Viridiplantae; Streptophyta; Magnoliopsida; Gentianales; Rubiaceae
Source: RefSeq, a predicted model, not a curated record
AAGGAAACCUUCAGAGGAGGAGGAAGAAAUCAACCUUAUGCAAAUUGAUGAGGGCUUGGCGAAGAGGUGUAAGCGGAAGCAAGGUUGCGAUGAGUUGCCAAUUUCUGAGGUCAUGGAGGCCAGCCUUAAGUGGUCUCCCAAGAUCACAUGAUAGUUGCGGCGUGGAAUUGUCGAGGGGCAGGGAGCUCCUUGACUAUUCCCUGUCUUAAGGAGGUAAUCCACCUUCACUCCCCUAAUAUUAUUUUUUUAUGCGAAACUAAAAACCAAAAAAAAUUUUUAAAUGGCUUUAAAAGGAAAAUAGGAUUUGAGGAAAUGGCUUUAGUGGAUCCUGUAGGUAAAGCUGGUGGUCUUGCUGUUUUUUUGGAAAAAGGCUACCAAUGUUUUGGAUGUUUUAUCUACCCCCUUUACUUUGGAACUUAUGUGAAUAUUGAUAAUGAUGCUGGGACCUGGUGGUGCAUUUUUGUUUAUGCUAGCACUGAUGAUAAUAUGAGGAAGAACCAAUGGGAUUUUUUGACUAAUAGGAGCAAAAUCUGGGGUAAAAACAAAGUUUUAAUUGGGGAUUUUAAUGACAUUAUUUCCAACGAUGAAAAAUGGGGGGCAGAGUGAGGCCUAAUUGGACGUUCUCUGACUUCAAAGGCUUCAUUAACAACAAUGAGCUCCUGGAUAUUGGUUUUGAGGGCCUCCCUUGGACUUGGAGUAACCUGUGGGAGGGGGAUGGAGAAAUUAAACAGAGAUUGGAUUAGAGCUCUUGCAAGCGAAGAGUGGUGUGAAGUGUUCAAAGAUGCAAGAGUGACCCAUUUUGAAGUGGAAGCAUCUGAUCACAACAUCCUCCUCCUGGAGACAGAGCCUAGAAUCAGAAAACCAAAAAGAAGAUUUCACUUUGACUCCAGAUGGUUGCAAUACAGGGAAGUGGAGGGCAUAAUCCAAGAGGCGUGGGGUAAAAACCAAGUGGGGUCUAGAGGAGUGAGAAUCAGCAGGAAGAUCAAACAGUGCAGAAUGAAUCUUUCAGCCUGGAGUAGAACGCUGAAGCUAAAUAGCAAAAAAGAAAUCAAAAGAAUCAAAGAGGAGAUUCAUGCUACAAGGUCCAGGAACGGUAACAAUGCUAAAGAGGCCAUUAAAAUGCUUAGGAAGCAGCUUUCUGAAGCUUAUAAACAAGAGGAACUUUAUUGGAACCAGAGGGCUAGAAUCAAUUGGCUUCAAAAAGGGGAUAAGAACACAGCUUAUUUUCAUGCUGUGGUGAAUGGCCGAAGGAAGCGGAAUAGAAUUACCAGGCUUGAGAAGGAGCAAGGGGGGUGCACAACCGAGGAGGAGUUUGGAGAGGAGAUUACUCAAUUCUAUAAUCAGCUUUUCACAUCUUCGAAGCCAUCAGACUUUGAUGAGAUAUUAAAUGGUAUUCCGAGGACUAUCACUGAGCAGAUGAAUUUGCAACUUACCAGACCUGUUACUGAGAAGGAAAUCAGAAUUGCUGUGUUCUCCAUGCACCCAAACAAAUCCCCAGGGCCUGAUGCUAAUGGUGAUGAAGCAGGGCACAUAAAAGAGAUACUGGAAUGCUAUGGAAAAGCCUCAGGACAACAAGUCAACAUCAACAAAUCAGCAGUCAUCUUCAGUAAAAACACAGGCAGCAGGGAGAAGGAGGAGGUGCUACAGAAAUUAGGAGGAAUCCAACAAGUUACACAAGGAAAGUACUUGGGCCUACCCCUAGUGGUUGGAAGAUCGAAAAACAGCGUGUUCAGAUUCAUUAAAGAAAAUUUGAUGUCUAGGUUGCAGAACUGGAAGGGAAAAUUGCUGAGUAAUGCAGGGAAAGAGGUGCUACUCAAGUCAGUUGCCACUGCUCUUCCAUCCUAUGCCAUGUCCGUGUUCAGAUUAUCAAAGAGCCUGUGCAAAGAGCUAAGUGGUUUAAUGGCCAGAUUUUGGUGGGGAAAUGAUCAAGGGGAAACAAGAAUGCAUUGGAAGAAAUGGGAGGAUAUUGCUGAUAGGAAAGAAAAUGGUGGUCUUGGAUUUAGGGAUCUGCUCUGUUUCAAUGAAGCUUUGCUUGCCAAACAAGUUUGGCGACUUAUUACCUGUCCCAACUUGUUAGUAAGUAAAGUCAUGAAAAACAGAUAUUUCCCUAAUUCCAAUAUCUUUCAAUCCAAAGUAAAAGCUGGAGCUUCAUGGAUUUGGCAAAGUUUGCAUAGCUCUAUUAAGUUGCUUGAAAGUGGAAUCUGGAAGCAAGUUGGGGAUGGAUCAACAGUGGAAAUAUGGGAAGACAGAUGGUUAGAUAUUUCAAAAAAUGGAAGAAUCUCCUCCCCAAAACCAAAUGGCUACCAACUAACCAAAGUUAGCAGUUUGAUCAAGGGGAGGAAAUGGAACAAUGACAUCAUUCAAGGACUGUUUUCAAAGGAAGAGGCAGAGGCGAUUAUGGCUAUUCCCUUAGCGUAUUCCAAAAGAAGGACAGAUUCAAAUGGAGAUUUACAGAUAAUGGUUGCUAUUCUUCUAAAUCUGGGUAUGCUAAGGCCAAAGAGAGAUUCAAAGAGAGCAGUGAGAAAAAUAAGGCGAAGGUAAACUCCAGUACAAACAAGGAAAGAUCCAAGGUCUGGAAUCAACUUUGGGGUCUGAAUAUCAAACAUAAAAUUAAACAUUUCUUGUGGAAAUGUCUUCAUUGUAUCCUCCCAACCAAUGAGGAAAUUUUUAGAAGGACAGGCAAGGGUGAUCCGUUAUGCAAAUGCUGCGGGGAAGAACCAGAAACGACUGAACAUGCACUUUUUCACUGCAAAUCUAGAGUGCUGGCUUGGGCAACAUUUCCUGUCUCCUGGGACGGCAUCGAAGAACAUAACUGGAACUUUUGGAAAUGGUGGGAACAUAUGCAGGGUGCCAGAGCAAGAGAGGAUGGGAUUAAACACAUUGAAAUUACAGCAAAUUUCCUCUGGCAAAUUUGGAAGGCAAGAAACGGGUGGAACUUUAACCAGGAUCUAAAAGGAAGUGACCUGAUAUCCAAAAAAGCAAUGGAAGAAUGGAUAGAGUUUGAUGAAGCAGGAAGGAAUUCAGAGGUGACCAAUGGUACGGGCCCCCAACCAGAGGACAGACAGAGCAUGUUAGCUGGUCUAAUGGAACAACAUGUUUCCAUUAUGUAUACGGAUGCAGGAAUGAAUCAAACCAGAAUGAAAGCAGGAAUUGGAAUCAUUGCUAAAACUAUCAAUGGCAGGAUUCUGACGACUUGGUCUAUCCCGCAGCCAGGAGGUAGAGAUGCAGCUGAAUUGGAGGCUAUCGCUAUUAGAACAGCUCUGAGCAAGGCUAUUGAGGAAGAUAUGACAUCCUUAUUGAUCCUCUCGGACUGCAAAGCAGUGGUGGAUAGGAUCAAUUUAGGAGGCCAUGGUCUAACCUCUCUGGACAUGCUCAUUGAAGACAUAAAGCAGUUGAGUCUUUCAUUCUGGAAAUGCUCCUUCUUUCACAUAAGGAGAGAAUUGAACCUGUGUAGCCAUAGGCUAGCUAAGUUUGCUGUUAACUUGGUACAUGAAACUAGGUGGAAGCAAUCCUUCCCUGUGUGGCUUAACAAAGAAGCCCACAAUGAUUUCCUGGCAGUUGCCAGCCUUUUGUAAAUCUGCUAUGCAGACUAAUCAUUGAAUUAUAUAAUACAGCUGAAGUUUGACAAAAAAAAAAAAAAAAAAAAAAA